GGCUGACCAUUGGCUAACCAUACUUUCCAAACGUCACGUUUGUCAAUUGUCAUUAUGUCACUAAUGAAUUCUAUAUUGUGAUUUUUCUUCAAACAUAUUUGGAAAAUUGAAAAAUUAUCCGUAUUUAUUGAGUGCAGGAAUACAGAUGGUUGCCAAUUAUAUAUGUCAAACAGCAAUUAAAAGGCUUGCUGUGUUGUGAGAAUUGACAUGACGUUGGAAGAUCCCUUUUUUGUUGUAAAAGAGUAAGCAAGAUGAGUGUUUUUUGCAUGCUUGCUAUUUACGAAUGAACGCUUUAGAAAUCAUCAAGUACAGUUGCAUAAGACUUCGUUUUCUUACUUCAAUCUGCAGUGAAGUUUUCAAAGCUCUGAACAAGACAAGAGGCCUUUACCUCAGAUGGGCUGAACUACAAGAGGACUCUGUAUGUAUCACAAAAGAAGAGAUUGAAUGGACCAAUAAUGAACUAAAAAACUCAUUGAGGAGUAUAGAAUGGGAUCUUGAAGACUUGGAAGACACUAUUGAUAUUGUAGAAAAAAACCCAUCUAAAUUCAAGAUAGAUAAUAAGGAAAUCACAACUAGAAAAAGGUUUAUUGAUUCUACAAAGAACGAAGUGAAGUUGAUGAAAGAAAAAAUCAGCAUGAGUCGCAACAGAGAAAAAGACUGUGUUGCAAGGCAGCCUCUUCUGGACAGCAGUCCUUCCAGGUCAUCCAAUGCUCACAGUACUACCAAAUAUUCAAAGCUGGAGAAUGAUCUGGACAGCCCCCAAAGGCAGUUCCUCAACCAGACAAUGAGUACACAGCAGUACCUGACUAGGCAGCAAGAAGAACACUUGGAGGCUAUUGGUGACUCACUGGGCUCAUUAAAAACUGUUUCUAAGCAUAUAGGCAUAGAAUUGGAUGAACAAACAGGCAUGCUAGAUGAAUUUGGCACGGAGCUAGAAAAUGCUGAUUCAAAGCUUGAUAGUACUAUGAAAAAGGUGGCCAAAGUGUUGAAAAUUUCAAAUGAUAGGAGGCAAUGGACAGCUAUAAUAGUACUUGUUGUUAUUCUCUUAAUUGUGAUAAUUUUAUUUUUUGUACUGUGAUUUUUAUGUUGCCAAUAUUAAUUUUAAGAUCAACUUUUGACAAGUACAAAUGGAUUUCUUGGAUACUACAACAAUUUGCAAAAUGUUACAUUACAGUGAUAUAUUUGAAAAUAUUUCAUUUAAACUGCUUUUUAGUUGAUAUAUCUACAAUAUUAUUUUCGAGACUGACAAGUUUUUGUUUCUAAUACAUGGUAUGAUUCUUGAAUAACUGAUAGAAUACACUCUGUAGCGCCGACAUGUUUGAGAUAUAUUUAUUAUUUUUCUAGAUAGUGUCAUAUUUUUAUUUAUACUAUGUAUAUUUUAUAGAGAACAUAUUUUUAUGUAAUGUAAAUAUUUUUUCAAGCAUGCUCAUUUCUUUUAUACAUUGAACUGAUGAAAACUCCAUUAUUUAUAUAAAUAUAUUUAUUACAUAAUUCUACUUCAUAUCACAAUAAUGCUGGUUCAGAUUGAAGGGGGAUAAGAAAGUAAUUCAUGAAAAGGUAUUGGAUUUGCAGUUUCUCCAAAUUCAAACGAUAUAGCUUUAUUGUAUUUAGACCAUAUUUGAGAGGUAUAUAUGUUGCGAUAACCUCCCUAGCCCCUAGCAUAGUAUAAUACUCAAAUAAAUUCUCAAAGCUUAUUUAUUAGGUGUUUUUUCAAGUUUUUGAAAGCUUAUUGGAAUACACGAUGAAGAUUAUCAUUUAUGUUGUAUUCCAAGAAAAUAUAUUUAUGAUUUCUAGGCCAAUGAUCGAAAUGUUUUUUUUUUUCGUUUUAUUGUAUCCUAAAUAAUCUUCAUGUAUACGUAGUCAUGUUGAAUACAACAUGAAUCUACUCUUUUGCUGCCGUAAAAGCAGUUCCAAAGUCAUGUUGUCUGCCUUCAACAAACUUUACACACUGUAUGAUCAUUUACGAAACAAUGAAUAUCUUAAUAACAUUACGACAUCAUUGGUAUCCAUAAAUAGAAGUAUAUCAUAUAAUGACUUCCCUUCCUAUAUGAAAAUGUAAGCUUGAAAAAUAUGUAUAUCUUGUUUUAAUUCUUCAAUUUGUACUGAACCUCAUUGUUACAGUUUAUAAUAGCAGUUCGAAAACAUUGCACAAUAUUUUUUUAUUAUUAGUGUUGUUAUGUAGUUGAAUAGCUGUUAUAUACAUAGUUAUUAUAUUGCGAAGUCAUAUUAGAUUGUCUACUUAUAUAUCACUAUUGGGUAAUAAAUAUAUAGUGUGCACACAG
Molecule: messenger RNA, 2282 nt
Organism: Acanthoscelides obtectus
Lineage: Eukaryota; Metazoa; Arthropoda; Insecta; Coleoptera; Chrysomelidae
Source: the annotation of a GenBank genome assembly